This is a messenger RNA of Rhinolophus ferrumequinum (greater horseshoe bat), 628 nucleotides long. It is a transcript of the gene S100A1, whose product is annotated as S100 calcium binding protein A1. The record is from RefSeq and is a predicted model, not a curated record. The transcript is spliced from 3 exons. Gene Ontology annotation, cellular component: sarcoplasmic reticulum. NCBI's taxonomy places the organism in Eukaryota, Metazoa, Chordata, Mammalia, Chiroptera, Rhinolophidae. Bases 163 to 447 code for a protein of 94 amino acids. Gene Ontology annotation, molecular function: calcium ion binding; S100 protein binding. Gene Ontology annotation, biological process: regulation of heart contraction.
GUCUAUCUGUGAAGGGGUGGAGCCAGUGGGGAGGGGGGUCAGCGGGGGAAGGACGGCUGAAGACAGGUCUCCACACACAGCUCUGGGAGCCACAUUUGCAGCCUCGUCUGUCUGUCCAGAACCUGCUCCCACCUCAGGCCCAGGCUGACAGUGAGCUUCGAGAUGGGGUCUGAGCUGGAGACGGCGAUGGAAACUCUCAUCAACGUGUUCCACACCCACUCGGGCAAGGAAGGGGACAAGUAUAAGCUGAGCAAGAAGGAGCUGAAAGAGCUGCUGCAGACGGAGCUCUCCGGCUUCCUGGAUGCCCAGAAGGAUGCAGAUGCGGUGGAUAAGGUGAUGAAGGAGCUGGAUGAGAACGGAGACGGGGAGGUCGACUUCCAGGAGUACGUGGUGCUGGUGGCUGCCCUCACGGUGGCCUGUAACAACUUCUUCUGGGAGAACAGCUGAGCAGACAGCCCCAGUGGGCAGCGCCCUUCCCCUCUACCCUGCCACCCCUGCCCGUGUACUCUGCUUCCCCCUCACCCCGCGCCCCGCUCCCCACAGUCCCACCCUUGCCUACCCUCCAACAAGGGCGCAAGAGUCGUGGGCCAGGCCUGCAACUCUUUCAUUAAAGGCUCCUCUCUCGCCA